This is a messenger RNA of Echinops telfairi (small Madagascar hedgehog), 3079 nucleotides long. It is a transcript of the gene COPB2, whose product is annotated as COPI coat complex subunit beta 2. Gene Ontology annotation, cellular component: COPI vesicle coat. Gene Ontology annotation, biological process: endoplasmic reticulum to Golgi vesicle-mediated transport; intracellular protein transport; intra-Golgi vesicle-mediated transport. Gene Ontology annotation, molecular function: protein binding; structural molecule activity. NCBI's taxonomy places the organism in Eukaryota, Metazoa, Chordata, Mammalia, Afrosoricida, Tenrecidae. The record is from RefSeq and is a predicted model, not a curated record. The transcript has 22 exons. Bases 90 to 2810 code for a protein of 906 amino acids.
GGCUGCUCAGCGGGUCGGUCGGUGGCUCGCUCUCUCGGCUUCCGUGGCUGAUAGCUCCCGGGGCCGCUUGGACCUGGACGGACGCAGCCAUGCCACUGCGACUUGACAUCAAGAGAAAGCUAACUGCUCGGUCUGACCGAGUGAAGAGUGUGGACUUGCACCCUACAGAGCCGUGGAUGCUGGCAAGCUUGUACAAUGGCAGCGUGUGCGUGUGGAAUCAUGAAACCCAGACUCUGGUGAAGACGUUCGAAGUGUGUGACCUUCCUGUUCGGGCUGCGAAGUUUGUUGCAAGGAAGAAUUGGGUUGUGACAGGAGCGGAUGACAUGCAGAUUAGAGUGUUCAAUUACAAUACUCUGGAGAGAGUUCACAUGUUUGAAGCACACUCCGACUACAUUCGCUGCAUCGCUGUUCACCCAACCCAGCCUUUCAUUCUAACCAGCAGCGAUGACAUGCUCAUUAAGCUGUGGGACUGGGAUAAAAAAUGGUCGUGUUCACAAGUGUUCGAAGGGCACACCCAUUACGUCAUGCAGAUUGUGAUCAACCCCAAAGACAACAAUCAGUUCGCCAGUGCUUCCCUGGACAGGACCAUCAAGGUGUGGCAGCUGGGCUCUUCGUCGCCAAACUUCACUCUGGAAGGACAUGAGAAAGGCGUGAAUUGCAUUGAUUACUAUAGCGGUGGCGACAAACCCUACCUCAUUUCAGGGGCAGAUGACCGGCUUGUUAAAAUAUGGGACUACCAGAAUAAAACAUGCGUGCAGACCCUCGAGGGCCAUGCCCAAAAUGUGUCUUGUGCCAGUUUUCAUCCUGAGUUGCCAAUCAUCAUCACAGGUUCAGAAGAUGGGACCGUGCGUAUUUGGCAUUCAAGCACCUACCGUCUUGAGAGCACACUCAACUACGGAAUGGAAAGAGUAUGGUGUGUGGCCAGUCUGAGAGGGUCGAACAAUGUCGCUUUGGGCUACGAUGAAGGGAGCAUCAUUGUGAAGCUUGGCCGGGAAGAACCUGCCAUGUCCAUGGAUGCCAAUGGGAAGAUCAUUUGGGCCAAGCAUUCAGAAGUCCAGCAGGCCAACCUGAAAGCAAUGGGGGAUGCUGAAAUUAAGGAUGGGGAAAGAUUGCCGCUGGCAGUGAAGGAUAUGGGUAGUUGUGAGAUAUACCCUCAGACUAUUCAGCACAACCCUAACGGACGGUUUGUUGUGGUGUGCGGCGAUGGCGAGUACAUCAUCUACACAGCAAUGGCCCUGAGAAACAAGAGCUUCGGAUCUGCCCAGGAGUUUGCUUGGGCCCACGAUUCUUCAGAAUAUGCAAUAAGAGAGAGCAACAGUGUUGUAAAAAUAUUUAAGAACUUUAAAGAAAAGAAAUCAUUUAAACCAGAUUUUGGAGCAGAAAGUAUCUAUGGAGGCUUCCUACUGGGGGUCCGGUCUGUAAAUGGCUUAGCCUUCUACGACUGGGACAACACAGAGCUCAUACGCAGAAUUGAAAUUCAGCCCAAACACAUUUUCUGGUCUGAUUCCGGGGAGCUGGUGUGUAUUGCCACCGAGGAAUCCUUUUUCAUCCUGAAGUAUCUGUCGGAAAAAGUCCUAGCCGCACAGGAGACGCACGAAGGGGUCACUGAAGACGGCAUUGAAGAUGCCUUUGAGGUUCUUGGUGAGAUUCAAGAAAUUGUGAAAACGGGGCUGUGGGUCGGCGACUGCUUCAUUUACACCAGUUCUGUCAACAGACUAAAUUACUACGUGGGAGGGGAGAUUGUCACUAUUGCUCACUUGGACAGGACCAUGUAUCUCCUGGGCUAUAUUCCAAAAGACAAUCGGCUCUAUCUGGGGGAUAAAGAACUGAACAUUGUCAGCUACUCCCUGCUGGUUUCUGUGCUGGAGUACCAGACGGCCGUCAUGCGGAGGGACUUCAGCAUGGCUGAUAAGGUCCUCCCUACCAUUCCUAAAGAACAGAGGACCAGGGUUGCGCACUUUUUGGAAAAGCAAGGCUUCAAGCAGCAAGCUCUUACCGUGUCCACGGACCCUGAACAUCGCUUUGAGCUUGCUCUUCAGCUUGGAGAGUUAAAAAUUGCCUAUCAGUUGGCAGUGGAAGCAGAGUCAGAACAGAAGUGGAAGCAGCUGGCUGAGCUUGCCAUCAGUAAGUGUCAGUUUGGCCUCGCCCAGGAGUGUCUGCACCACGCCCAGGACUACGGGGGCCUGUUGCUCUUGGCCACUGCCUCUGGGAAUGCUGGCAUGGUGAACAAGCUGGCAGAGGGCGCAGAGAGAGACGGCAAGAACAAUGUGGCAUUCAUGAGCUACUUCCUACAGGGCAAGCUUGAUGCUUGCCUAGAACUCUUGAUCAGAACCGGACGACUGCCAGAAGCUGCCUUCCUGGCCCGAACUUACCUCCCCAGUCAGGUUUCAAGGGUAGUGCAACUCUGGAGAGAGGGUCUCUCAAAAGUCAAUCAGAAAGCUGCAGAAUCCCUUGCUGAUCCAACAGAGUACGAGAACCUCUUCCCUGGACUGAAAGAAGCCUUUGUGGUUGAAAAAUGGGUGAAAGAAACGCACUCUGAUCUGUGGCCCGCCAAGAAGUACCCACUAGUCACGCCUAAUGAAGAAAGAAAUGUUAUGGAAGAGGCCAAAGGGUUUCAGCCCUCAAAACCUGCAGCCCCACAGGAAGUUGAUGGGAAGCCUGCCUCUCCUACUCCAGUGAUAGUGGCCUCCCACCCUCCCAACAAAGAAGAACAGAGUUUAUUUGAACUGGAAGUAGAUUCGGAUAAUUUGGACUUGGAAGAUCUUGACACAACUGAUAUCAACCUGGAUGAAGAGAUUUUGUGUGAUUGAACGUAGUGUUCCCCACACCUGACGAACAAUGUAUUACCACCUUGAUCUUGACCUGGCCACAGUGCAUUGGACUAUGACCUAUGACAAAUGCCUCAGAUUUUCGCACGUAGCAGCUGUGGAGCGCUGGGCGCGGAGUGCCCUCCUCGUGUACCGGGGUUCCUCGCGCAGCUUCUGAAUCCCCACAUUUCCCUGCUUAACUAAAGCAGACGUGGGCUCUGAUUUUUUUCAUACUCUCAUGCCAUCUUGUCUCAUAAAAUCUUUUGAAUUAA